Messenger RNA from Trametes versicolor FP-101664 SS1, 906 nucleotides. RefSeq lists its product as uncharacterized. Bases 1 to 906 code for a protein of 301 amino acids. NCBI's taxonomy places the organism in Eukaryota, Fungi, Basidiomycota, Agaricomycetes, Polyporales, Polyporaceae. The transcript has a single exon. The record is from RefSeq and is a predicted model, not a curated record.
AUGGAGGUAGACGAUAGAUCACCUCUCUACGAUGUAUCCAGCUCGACACUCCCCACUCCGCCACCUACCGAGCUCCAAUACCCAGACACCGACGUCGAAGUAGAAGCAGAUGAUACGACUCUCAUCCUCCCCGGCGUUCGACGGAGCAAGAUAACAGCCCUACUUCGUUUGAAGCAGAGCGCUUCACCGGAUCCUGGUACGCCCUACACGGAGAUGAGCUCGGAUGUUGAGAUGGGAGACGACGAUGCCGACGGGGCCACGGACUCUGACGGCGACGAUGGAGACAACGAAAACGACUCCGACUUUGCGUCGCCGCCCACUCAGGCGCAGCCGCCACGGUUCCGCCGAAAGGCAGAGCCAGCCACCAGGCAGCACAAACACGAUCCCCGCGUUGGCAGGAAGACGACCUCUCACCGCAGACGCCAUGCGAAGAACCCCGAUAGUGCGCGGCGCGGCUACGUCACGCCCAAAGGCGAGGAACGCCAGUACGCGCACCCGACCGACCGUCAACGCAAGCAGCUCAGGGCCGUGCAUGGGCCCAUCUGGUGCCUCUUCUGCACCAAGACGGCACCGGGGCCAGAUGACGAUGGGGACUUCUCGCGGGUAAAGGACUCUCCGAAGCGACACCUCCUCAGUUGCAAGCGCUUCCGUGCGAGUCAGUAUUACAGGAAGAAGGCGGAGACGGGCAUGGACCACGAGCGGAUCGUAGAGCGUGCGGUGCGCGAGCAGAAGGCGGCAGGCUCGAUCAUCCGCUGCCCCAAAAGGGCCGCACAGCAGGCCCGGUUGGCAAAGGAGGGCUUCACGCAUGCGAAGGUUCGCGACGAGCUGGAGCGACUGUCGACGGUUUACAGUGACUGCAAAUGCUGCGAGUUCCCGCACUUCUCCGAGUUCCGCCAGGAGCGCUAG